This is a messenger RNA of Cucumis sativus (cucumber), 1338 nucleotides long. Its product is annotated as 40S ribosomal protein S6-like. The record is from RefSeq and is a predicted model, not a curated record. Gene Ontology annotation, molecular function: structural constituent of ribosome. The transcript is spliced from 5 exons. Gene Ontology annotation, biological process: translation. NCBI's taxonomy places the organism in Eukaryota, Viridiplantae, Streptophyta, Magnoliopsida, Cucurbitales, Cucurbitaceae. Gene Ontology annotation, cellular component: ribosome.
ACCGUUCACCAAUGUGGUUCGGCCUCGUUUCGAAUCCAGACCUCAGGGAGUCUCGUCAAUGGCUCAAGCCCACACACUCAUCGAAUAUCGUAAACCAAUUCACAAAAGGCCGCACUGUUUUGUGGAAAAAAGAACAACGUUCUCAAUUCUUUCUCAUCACGCAUCGGCUAAAAUGUAAUAUACCCUCAAAGUCAAAGCACAAUAUCCCUAAUUCGUUGCCAAGAUGAAGUUCAACAUUGCUACUCCCACUACUGGGUGCCAGAAAAAGCUCCAAAUCGAUGACGAUGCUAAACUCCGACCAUUUUGGGACAAGAGGAUCUCCCAAGAAGUUAAUGGAGAUGCGCUUGGUGAAGAGUUUAAAAAGGUUAUAUUUUAAAAAUAAUGGGGGGUUUGUGACAAGCAAGUUUUUCCAAUGAAACAAGGUGUCUUGACCACUGGCCGUGUUCGCCUUUUGCUGCACAGAGGUACUCCUUGUUUUCGGGGUUAUGGUAGGAGGAAUGGUAAGAGAAGGAGGAAAUCUGUCCGAGGUUGCAUUGUUAAUCCAGACCUCUCUGUUUUGAAUUUGGUGACUGUGAAGAAGGGCGAGAAUGACCUACCUGGCCUAACAGGUAUUGAGAAGCCAAGAAUGCGAGGUCCGAAAAGGGCAUCUAAAAUCCGGAAACUCUUCAAUCUCUCCAAGGAUGAUGAUGUUCGAAAGUAUGUCAACACAUACCGCAGAACCUUCACAAAUAAACUUGGUGGGUUUGCUUACCAGUGUUCUGAUACAUAGUUGGUAACAGGGAAUCAAGUAGAAACAAUGUGAUUGGUUAUACUUGAGCUCAAAUACAUUGUUAUCUGGUUGGCUGGUAAGAAAUGUAGUAAAGCCCCCAAAAUCCAGAGGCUGGUAACCCCCUUGGCUCUGCAAAGGAAGCGAGGAUGGAUUUCUGAAAAGAAAAAGAGAAUUGCCCAAGCCAAGUCAGAAGCAGCCGAGUGUCAGAAGCUUUUGGCAUCACGUGUGAAAGAACAACGCGAGCGCCGCAGUGAGAGCUUAGCAAAGAGAAGAUCCACGCUCUCUGCUGCCUCCAAGCCUUCUAGUGCUGCUUAGAUAUACUUCUCUGAAAUUUUGUCCGAGUUAGUUGAGCAUCGAGCAUUCCUGGACACGAUCAGUCCAUAGAUUAGGGAAAUUUUGGUUGCCAUUACUGAGAGUUGGUUUGAUAAUUUACUUAACUUUUGGGUUCGCUGGUUUGACCUCUUGUAACAUUUGAUUGUUUUUUAAGUUAAUACUAUUCCAUACGAAUCUAGGCAACAUUUGUUACAAGAUUUCCCUAUUGAAUUUCAGUGUUCUUAGAAAACCGUAAA